Molecule: messenger RNA, 1745 nt
Organism: Magnolia sinica
Lineage: Eukaryota; Viridiplantae; Streptophyta; Magnoliopsida; Magnoliales; Magnoliaceae
Exons: 10
Coding region: 210-1325 (371 amino acids)
Source: RefSeq, a predicted model, not a curated record
AUCCGGGUCUUGUUUUGAUCAGAGAACCUUGAAUCCCAGGUGACUGAUAGAAGUUGUCAAUGCAUCCAAAUCCCAGUUCUGCUAAUACAAUAUACUUCCCAUUUAGGUUUGGGAAUUUCUGAGAUGGUAUAGUUGCUGAAGUUGACAAGGUCAUACCAUGUUUGGAAAAGGGUGGAUGCCAUCCCUCUCACUGUGGACUGAGAGGGGUUAUGUCAGAUAGUAUCAUGGAGCGGAAAAGAGUAAGUGAUGAAUUUGAACCAGGACCACUUCCGCCUGCACGGCCUCUUGACAGAUUCGGAUUUGUAAAGCAAGACCAGAGUAACUCACCAGAAGGAUUAACGAAACCGAGAUCUACCAAUGAACAGGAGAGAGAAGAAAGGAGGGUUAGAAAGUGGAGAAAGAUGAUUGGGGUUGGUGGAAGCGAUUGGAAGUAUUAUGUUAGAAGGAAACCUCAUGUUGUUAAAAGGCGUAUAAGAAAGGGGAUUCCUGAUUGUUUAAGGGGUCUGGUGUGGCAGUUGAUUUCGGGAAGUCGAGACCUCUUGCUAAUGAACCCAGGGGUUUAUGAGCAACUAGUGAUCUACGAGACAUCGGCGUCAGAACUGGACAUAAUUCGGGAUAUCUCUCGCACUUUCCCAUCCCAUGUUUUCUUUCAGCAAAGACAUGGACCCGGUCAAAGGUCCCUAUACAAUGUUUUGAAGGCAUACUCUGUGUAUGAUAGAGAUGUUGGAUAUGUUCAGGGAAUGGGGUUUUUAGCAGGUCUGUUGCUUCUCUAUAUGAGUGAAGAAGAUGCAUUUUGGUUAUUGGUCGCUUUGUUGAAAGGAGCUGUUCAAGCACCAAUGGAAGGAUUGUAUCAGGUCGGAUUGCCACUUGUGCAACAAUACCUCUCUAUGUUUGAGCAAUUGGUGAAAGAGCAUUUACCAAAGGUGGGAGAGCAUUUUACCCAAGAAAUGAUUAAUCCAAGCAUGUAUGCAAGUCAGUGGUUUAUAACUGUUUUCUCAUACUCUUUCCCUUUCCCCUUGGCUCUUCGAAUCUGGGACGUCUUUCUUUAUGAGGGUGUCAAGAUUGUUUUCCAAGUUGGACUGGCCUUGUUGACAUACUGCCACGAUGAUUUGGUAAAGUUACCUUUUGAGAAGCUUGUACAUGCUUUACGUAACUUCCCCGAGGAUGCAAUGAAUCCUGAUACACUUUUACCAAUGGCCUACUCGAUCAAGGUAUCGAAGCGUUUGGAAGAACUGAAACAGGAAUAUGAAAAGAGGAAUGAGGAAUCAAGGCAGUCGGUGGAGUCUAAUGGGAAGCAGCUCUUUAAGCAGAAACAGUCGCGUUGAAUGUGUGUUUUCUAGGAAAAUCAGAAGCUACAAUCCAGUGCAAAUUCUCAUAUGGAGACCAAGUGGGCCCACCUAUCGGCACAGUGGGCCAUUAGAUAGGAGGGGUUUGCCAUGCAUUCUGCACGGCCCUAGUAUCACCCUGAUUAGGAUGAUGACAGGCCAUUCAAGUGAGCCUGAAAAAUGGACAGUAAGAUCAUCUUUUGCACUGUCCAAUUCACAUGCCCUCAAUCAUGCGGCUGUGAUUAUGUAAUCAUGGUUAUUUUUUGUAAUACAUGGUGGGUUCCUUCAAUCCAACAGUAUUUGUUGAUCAUAGGCAUGCUCACUUGGGCCCCACAUAGGAAUUUGCACCUGGACCCUACUGGAAUGCAAUUACUAGAUCAUGACCCCUAGAACUGUACUGAUUUUAUUUUUAUUUUUUAA